UCAAACUGCAUAACACUGCCCCAGUACUUGCAGCGGUGUAGAAGUGAAUACAAUAGAAACGGGAGGCUGCAUGGGAGUACUUUGAUUCAAACGUAACGGAAUCUAUCAUCUGGGACUCGGCCGUUUUAAUUCUUUUCUGCCGGCUUCAGGAUGAUGAAGUUUAGGUUCAGGAGGCAGGGGAACGAUCCCCAGAGAGAGAAGAUCAAACAGGACCUCUUUGCAUUCAAUAAGACUGUCGAACAUGGAUUCCCUAACCAACCCAGCGCUUUGGCCUACGAUCCAAAGCUGCAGCUUAUGGCCAUUGGCACCAAGUCCGGAGCCAUCAAAGUCUAUGGAGCCCCUGGAGUGGAAUUCACUGGCCUGCACAGAGACACCGCCACAGUCACGCAGAUCCACUUCCUCUAUGGACAGGGCCGGAUCCUGUCGCUGUUGGAUGACAACACUCUGCACCUGUGGGAGAUUAACCUAAAGGACAGCUACUCUCACCUGGAAGAGAUCCGCAGCUUCACCCUACCGGGCCGACCGGGGAUCGAGAGCACCAGUGCGACCCGUGUGACUGUGCUCCUGCUCAUGCUGAGGUGUGACCUGCUGUGCGUGGGCACCGAGGGAGGUGGCGUCCACUUCGUGGAGCUGCCCAGCCUCACCCUGCUGGACAAGUCUCUGCUCCAGGAUGAGGUGCUGCAGAGCGUUCCUGAGGACUACAAACACGGGAAGUCGCUGGGCCCUGUGGAGUCCCUGCAGGAGCAUCCUCAGCAGCCGGACAAGAUCCUCAUUGGCUACAGCCGCGGCCUGGUGCUCCUGUGGGACAUGGACUCGCGGCACGCCGACAACGUCUUCCUGGGAAAGCAGCAGCUGGAGAGCUUGGUGUGGGAACGCACAGGGAGCUCCUUCGUCAGUUCCCAUAGCGACGGUGGCUACAUGGUGUGGUCAGUCAGCAGUGGCACCCCUUGCACCAGUCAGCCAGCCACGUCCACUAUACCAUACGGUCCGUUUCCUUGUAAAGCUGUGAACAAGAUCCUCUGGAGAACAGCAGAAUCGGGGGCUCCUUUGGUGCUCUUCAGCGGAGGCAUGCCUCGGGCGAGCUACGGAGACCGGCACUGUUUGACCAUCCUGCAGGACAGCACGCACGUCACACUGGACUUCACGUCCCGGGUCAUUGACUUCUUCACCAUCCACUGCACAGAUCCCCUAAAGGAGUUUGAUGACCCCACGGCCCUGGUGGUCCUCCUGGAAGAGGAGCUGGUUGUGAUUGACCUCUUGACCCCCGGCUGGCCGACGAUCCCCUGUCCGUACCUGGCCCCUCUCCACUCGUCAGCCAUCACUUGCUCCUACCACAUCUCGAACGUGCCCACCCGGCUGUGGGAGAGGAUCAUCAGCGCCGGGCAGCAGCAGCAGUGCCCCCAGCAGACGCCUGUGAACUGGCCGAUAUGUGGAGGCAAGAGCUUGGCUCCUGAACCCAAACAAAAGGAGCUGCUACUGACGGGGCAUGAGGACGGCACUGUGCGCUUCUGGGACGCCUCUGGUGUCUCCCUGAAACCCCUGUACAAGCUGAGCACGGCCAACAUCUUCCAGACGGACUGCGACCACAACGACAGUCUGACCCAGGCCGGGGAGGAGGACUGGCCCCCUUUCAGGAAGGUGGGCUGUUUUGACCCCUACAGUGAUGACCCCAGGUUGGGUAUUCAGAAGAUCUGCUUAUGUAAAUACAGUGGCAAACUAGUGGUAGCUGGAACUGCUGGACAGGUGGUUGUGAUGUAUCUGAGUGAUGAGAAGUCUGAUCAUAUGAUCGACGCGGCUACGAUGGACCUGCUCCAGGACCGGGAGGGCUUCACGUGGAAGGGACACGACCGCCUGCCGCCCAAGUCCGGCUCUGUGGUGUUUGCCCCCGGGUUCCAGCCCGUCGUCCUGGUGCAGUGCAUGCCCCCCGCCGCCGUCACCGCGGUAACGCUACACGCCGAGUGGAACCUCAUUGCCUUUGGCACCAGCCACGGUUUCGGACUCUUCGACUACCACCGCCGCAGCCCCGUGUUGGCAAGAUGCACGCUGCACCCUAACGACUCCCUGGCCAUGGAGGGGCCACUCUCCCGGGUCAAGUCUCUGAAGAAGUCGUUGCGUCAGUCUUUCAGAAGGAUCCGGAAGAGCAGAGUCUCUGGGAAGAAGCGGGUAGUUGUCAACAGUCCCACCAGUAAAGUCCAGGAGGCGAACGCCCACCUGGCGGAGCAGGACGAGGUGGCCCCCGUGCAGAGGAGGAUCGAGCCCCGCUCCGCUGACGACUCGCUUUCGGGGGUGGUGCGCUGCCUUUGCUUCGCCGACACAUACCUCAGAGACGGGACCCAUCAUGGCCCGACCAUGUGGGCUGGCACCAACUCGGGCUCAGUGUACGCAUACGCGCUGGACGUUCCCCCGCAGGAGCGCUUCUCCGAGCAGAGCGUGGAGGCCCUGCUGGGCAAGGAGAUCCAGCUGAUGCACCGGGCGCCCGUGGUCUCCAUCGCCGUGCUGGACGGCCGAGGGAACCCACUGCCCGAGCCCUACGAGGUCUCCAGGGACCUGGCCAAGGCCCCGGACAUGCAGGGCAGUCACUCCGUGCUUAUCGCCUCAGAGGAACAGUUCAAGGUGUUCAUGCUGCCCAAGGUGAGUGCCAAGACCAAGUUCAAGCUGACCGCACACGAGGGAUGCCGAGUGAGGAAGGUGGCGCUGUCCAACUUCGCCAGCACAGCGUCGGACGACUACUCGGAGAAUGGCCUGGUGUGCCUGACGAACCUGGGCGACAUCCACGUGUUCAACGUGCCGGCGUUACGGCCGCAGGUGCGCUACGACUGCAUCCGCAAGGAGGACAUCAGCGGCAUUGCCUCCUGUGUGUUCACCAAGACCGGCCAGGGAUUCUACCUAAUCUCGCCCUCGGAGUAUGAGCGUUUCUCAUUGUCUGCACGCGUGAUCACGGAACCUCUGUGUCAGGUGGAGGUGGACCGACCGCACGACCCCACCGCCCACAGUGACAGCACAACAGCCCAACCUCACGCGAACGGCACUCAUAAGAAGCAGACCACUGGAGAGCACAAGUCCGUAGCAGAGGCCGAAGGUAUGGUCGAUGAACUGCAGAAUGCUCUACACUCGACAACGUUGGAUUCCCCCAACAGCAGUGCUGACAUCACCCUCGACACCACCGGAGAACUCACUGUGGAGGAUGUGAAGGACUUCCUUGUGACCGUGGACGAGGCCGAGAACAACCGGAGAAAUAUCACCGAGGAGGACGCCCGGCUUCCUGGAAUCCUCAUCAACUGAGCGGCGAGGGAGGGAGGGAGGGAGGGAGGGAAGCCCUUGGGAUUAUUUUUUGGGAGGGACCGACCUCGAUGGAGUUUCCAGCAAUAUUCUGAAUCGGAGCUUGUCUGAAGAAAAAAGAAGGAAAGAAAACCCGAAAGACUCCAAAUCUGAAGUUGCACCAGAUACGUGUCUACAAGGGAGCGUGAGAAUGCAGAUGGAUGUCGCACCCUCCCUCGUGCCAAAACACUGUCCACCACCCCUCUCCCCCACUCCCCCCCCCCCCCCCCCCCCAGCUUGUCUUUCCCCAUCUCAUCUCCCCUUAAAGCAAAAAGACUAAAAAACCACUACGUUACAGUUGGUCGAGACGUGACUGACUACACCAAUAACUGCACAAGGAUUAAAAAGCCCAGGUAACGGCGACUAGUCAGGAGGCCUGCACUGACCACCCAUUCUGAAUUUGAUUCUUGUUUGCUUUUGAACAUUCCUUCCUCCCGUGUAGCAGCGAUUUCCCCCAAGCCUGUCUGCUCCCCCCUAUGCUGUGCUUUCACAAGGAAAUGAACUGUGGCCUGAAUGAAUUGUUUACCCUCAGCCAUCUUGAUAAGACAGCUCUCCGAUGAUUUUCUUUCUUCUUUUUUUUUCAUCUCUGUGGUAACUGCGAUGGUGUCUGACCGCAUUCGGACAGCCAUCAGAGGGCUGUGGUUAUGGACCCUGUGGGUUUGAUCAAAAUGGUUGAGUUCUUUUCUUUUUCUUUUUUAUGUUUUCAUAUUACCAUAUUGCCAUUGUAAAAUAAUUCUGGCAGUUAACUGUGAAAUGUGUUGAUGAAGGCGAGAGUGGUGCUUAGAAUUGAGGAGGAAAACUUUGCUCCCAUGUUUUGUAAGGUGAACCCUGCAUUUGGAGGUGUAAUGCUUGUGUCCACCUCUUUCAAGUACUCCCCCACCCCCCUCCCUCACGCCACAGUAUUAACACCAUAUGAAGGAACUAAUAAUGAAUGAUG
Molecule: messenger RNA, 4255 nt
Organism: Alosa sapidissima (American shad)
Lineage: Eukaryota; Metazoa; Chordata; Actinopteri; Clupeiformes; Clupeidae
Gene: llgl1
Product: LLGL scribble cell polarity complex component 1
Exons: 23
Coding region: 151-3282 (1043 amino acids)
Biological process (GO): cortical actin cytoskeleton organization; regulation of protein secretion; establishment of spindle orientation
Cellular component (GO): plasma membrane; cytoplasm; cortical actin cytoskeleton
Molecular function (GO): myosin II binding; GTPase activator activity
Source: RefSeq, a predicted model, not a curated record